Molecule: messenger RNA, 273 nt
Organism: Ochotona princeps (American pika)
Lineage: Eukaryota; Metazoa; Chordata; Mammalia; Lagomorpha; Ochotonidae
Gene: FAM240C
Product: family with sequence similarity 240 member C
Exons: 2
Coding region: 1-273 (90 amino acids)
Source: RefSeq, a predicted model, not a curated record
AUGAGAAAAGGCUAUUUCUCAGAGUACUCCCACGCACGGCUGCAUGAUGCAGGGCGGAUAAAGAGGUUCUGGGAGGAACAGAUUGAGCGUCACGAGCAGCAGCUGCAGCGCGAGGACCUGCGGGUCCGCAGCAGCGCCCUGAGCAAGCUCCGUCUGGAGUGGACUCAGCGGCUGGAGACCAGGAACCGGAUGCUGCAGUGCCCCCAGGAGACACCCACGCUGUUCCUGCCAUCCAUCAUGCCAGCAAAUGCCCCAGACAAGGCGGCCACCUAA